AUGGAGACUCCUGCUCAGAUGCCCUCCAUCGCCGUUGUGGCCUCGUCCCGCGCCGUCGUCUCCGGUCGUCUGACAUCGGCAACCAUCGUGAUCUCUCGCACCACCGGUAAGAUCACUGCAGUCUUCGACUCGGUGAUCUCUGCCACCGACUUCCCCGCGGGGACCCCAUAUACCGACUACUCCCCCAAUGUCCUGUUGCCUGGUUUGGUCGAUGCCCAUGUCCAUCUCAAUGAACCAGGCCGGACUGAGUGGGAAGGCUUCUAUACCGGCACCCAGGCCGCCGCAUUUGGCGGUGUCACCACCGUGGUUGACAUGCCGCUGAACGCCAUCCCCCCUACCACAACUGUCGCCGGCCUGAAGGAGAAGAUCCGGGCCGCUGAGGGCAAGUGCUGGGUGGAUGUCGGUUUCUAUGGCGGCAUCAUCCCCGGCAAUGCGGGUGAACUCAAGGCUCUGGUUCAGCAAGGUGUGCGCGGUUUCAAAGGUUUCCUCAUUGACAGUGGUGUGGAAGAAUUCCCAGCCGUCUCAUCGCAAGAUAUUCAAAAGGCCAUGGCGGAACUCGCCGACGAGCCAACGACCCUGAUGUUCCACGCGGAGAUGUUGCCUCCCAUUACGGCCUCUGUCGGUGACGCAGUCCAGACGUCCGAGCCGCCUGCUGCCCCCGCAGGUCCCCUGGAAGCCUAUUCCACCUUCCUCGCUUCCCGUCCUGCGGCGUUUGAGACCUGUGCCGUCCAAGAGAUCCUAUCCAUUGCCCACCUGGCUCCCAACCUCCCCCUCCACAUUGUCCACCUGUCCGCAAUGGAAGUGAUCCCCCUGCUGCGCGAAGCCCGUGCCAAUGGUGUCAAGAUCACAGCCGAGACCUGCUUCCAUUAUCUGUCCCUUGCCGCUGAGCAGAUCCGCGACGGAGACACCCGUCAUAAGUGCUGCCCACCCAUCCGUUCCCAAGUGAACCAGGAUAGCCUCUGGGAGGAGCUGGAACGCCACGCUGAAGACGGCGUCAUCAAGACCGUGGUCUCGGAUCACUCCCCUUGCACACCGGACCUGAAACUCCUCCCCACUCACAUCCCCGGCCACUGUGCUACAACGACCGGCGACGUCGAGAACUCCGGCAGUUUCUUCUCCGCCUGGGGUGGCAUCUCCUCCGUCGGCCUCGGUCUUCCCAUCAUGUGGACCGAGCUCAGCCGCCGCAAGGGCUUGACGUCCGCCCCCGACGACGCCAACACCAAGCGCGCCCUCCAGGACAUCGUGCGUCUGUGCUGCACCAACACUGCCGCGCAGGUCGGCCUGCAGACCCAGAAGGGUGAUCUUGUCCCCGGGUUCGACGCCGACAUCUGCGUUUUCGACGACGCCGCCGAUUGGGUCGUCGAGCCCAGCACCAUGCUCUUCCGCAACAAGUGCUCCCCCUACCAAGGCCGUACCCUGCGCGGCAUGGUUCGCGAAACCUGGCUGCGCGGCGAAAAGGUUUUCAGCCGAGACGAUGGAUUCGUGGGCAAGAACCCGGCCGGCCAUCUUCUGCUGGAGAAGCGGGUUUGA
Aspergillus clavatus NRRL 1 is the source of this 1530-nucleotide messenger RNA. RefSeq names its product allantoinase alX. The transcript has 2 exons. Gene Ontology annotation, cellular component: cytoplasm. Lineage: Eukaryota; Fungi; Ascomycota; Eurotiomycetes; Eurotiales; Aspergillaceae. The record is from RefSeq and is a predicted model, not a curated record. Gene Ontology annotation, molecular function: cobalt ion binding; zinc ion binding; allantoinase activity. Bases 1 to 1530 code for a protein of 509 amino acids. Gene Ontology annotation, biological process: purine nucleobase catabolic process; allantoin catabolic process.